CUGAGCGCUCAGGGAGCUGACGGAGAGGGCCGCCGCCCAACAGUAGACGCUGUCUCUGCCGGCCCAGCCGCCGUCUCCCCGGUGUGUGAGUGAGCCCGGGCCUGGUCCCCUCUCCCUCCGCCGCCAUGGGCUGCACUUUGAGCGCCGAAGACAAGGCGGCGGUGGAGCGAAGCAAGAUGAUCGACCGCAACUUGCGGGAGGACGGGGAGAAAGCGGCCAAAGAAGUGAAGCUGCUGCUACUCGGUGCUGGAGAAUCUGGUAAAAGCACCAUUGUGAAACAGAUGAAAAUCAUUCAUGAGGAUGGCUAUUCAGAGGAAGAAUGUAAACAAUAUAAAGUAGUUGUCUACAGCAAUACUAUACAGUCCAUCAUUGCAAUCAUAAGAGCCAUGGGACGGCUAAAGAUUGACUUUGGGGAAGCUGCCAGAGCAGACGAUGCCCGGCAAUUAUUUGUUUUAGCUGGCAGUGCGGAAGAAGGAGUCAUGACUCCAGAAUUAGCAGGAGUGAUUAAACGGUUAUGGCGAGACGGUGGGGUGCAGGCUUGCUUCAGCAGAUCCAGGGAAUAUCAGCUCAAUGAUUCUGCUUCAUAUUACCUAAAUGAUUUGGAUAGAAUAUCCCAAACCAACUACAUUCCAACUCAGCAAGAUGUUUUGCGGACAAGAGUGAAGACCACAGGCAUUGUGGAAACACAUUUCACUUUCAAAGACCUGUACUUCAAGAUGUUUGAUGUAGGUGGCCAAAGAUCAGAACGAAAAAAGUGGAUUCACUGUUUUGAGGGAGUGACAGCAAUUAUCUUCUGCGUGGCCCUCAGUGAUUAUGACCUCGUUCUGGCUGAGGAUGAGGAGAUGAACCGAAUGCAUGAAAGCAUGAAACUGUUUGACAGCAUUUGUAACAACAAAUGGUUUACAGACACUUCGAUCAUUCUGUUCCUCAACAAGAAAGAUCUUUUUGAGGAAAAAAUAAAGAGGAGUCCAUUAACUAUCUGUUAUCCAGAAUACACAGGUUCCAAUACAUAUGAAGAAGCAGCUGCUUACAUUCAGUGCCAGUUUGAAGAUCUGAACAGAAGAAAAGAUACCAAGGAGAUCUACACCCACUUCACCUGUGCCACGGACACCAAGAAUGUGCAGUUUGUUUUUGAUGCUGUUACAGAUGUCAUCAUUAAAAACAACUUAAAGGAAUGUGGACUUUAUUGAAGAGUGUGGAUGUUAAAUAAAAGUUAUUACAGUGUGGAGUGUUGAGACCAGACUUCUUUUGCUGUCUCAUUGGGCAGCUGCAAGCAUGAACGGGACCAGGGAAUGGCAGCGGCAUGCAGAAUCUUAGUACUCUUUAGCACAAUCUUCUGUAUUAGGGAACUCUUAAUUGACAUGAGAUGCUAAAGUCAGACAUUGGAAUUGGAACAACUGUAAAGUAUGAUUUGAUCAUCAAGACAUCACUUGGAUUUCACAAUCUCAAAUGUUUAGGGCAGAUGUGAAGUUGAGGUGCUGCAUUCCAGAACUUCAAUAUGUAGCUUACUCUUUUUUUUUUCCUUCUUGACAAACCACCAGUAGUUCAUUUUUUAAGUUGUUUUUUGUUGUUGUUGUUUUUUUUAAUCAAGGGAAGAAUAACUUCACUAAAUUUUAUUUCUUUGUGAAAGAAUCUUUAUUAAAACACAGUCUUAACUAUGCACAUGAUGUGACCAGAUCAUCUUGAAAAUUUUCCUCUUAGUAGGAACUCUUUGUUUUUAACUCUUGGUAUGGUCAGAAUAUAAUAUUUCCAUAAUUA
Messenger RNA from Eubalaena glacialis (North Atlantic right whale), 1758 nucleotides. RefSeq names its product G protein subunit alpha i3 (gene GNAI3). The record is from RefSeq and is a predicted model, not a curated record. Bases 126 to 1190 code for a protein of 354 amino acids. Gene Ontology annotation, molecular function: G protein-coupled receptor binding; GTPase activity; GTP binding. Gene Ontology annotation, biological process: adenylate cyclase-modulating G protein-coupled receptor signaling pathway. The transcript has 9 exons. Gene Ontology annotation, cellular component: heterotrimeric G-protein complex. NCBI's taxonomy places the organism in Eukaryota, Metazoa, Chordata, Mammalia, Artiodactyla, Balaenidae.